CAAUCGUCGGUUGAUUCGUGGUUUCAAGGCUCAGAACUCUGAAGACCGACUUGAGGAGUCGAGACUUGUGAGAGAGUGAGAGAAGUAUGGAUCGUGAGUGGGGCUCGAAGCCAGGUACCGGCGGCGCCGCCUCCGCCCAGAAUGAGGCCAUCGACCGCCGGGAGCGCCUCCGCAGGCUCGCCCUCGAGACCAUCGAUCUCGCCAAGGAUCCCUACUUCAUGCGCAAUCACCUCGGCAGCUAUGAGUGCAAGCUUUGCCUGACUUUGCACAACAACGAGGGCAACUACUUGGCGCAUACACAGGGGAAGAGGCACCAGACCAAUUUGGCCAAGAGGGCCGCGCGUGAGGCCAAAGAUGCCCCUGCUCAGCCGCAGCCCAACAAGCGGAAGGUCAAUAUCCGCAAGACAGUCAAAAUUGGUCGGCCCGGGUACAGAGUGACAAAACAAUUCGAUCCGGAGACGAAGCAAAGGGCCCUCCUCUUUCAGAUUGAGUACCCUGAAAUAGAAGAUCUUACGAAGCCAAGACACCGAUUUAUGUCUUCUUAUGAGCAGAGAAUCCAGCCGUUCGAUAAGAGGUACCAGUAUCUUCUUUUAGCUGCUGAACCCUAUGAGAUUAUUGCUUUCAAGGUUCCAAGCACAGAGAUCGAUAAAUCAACCCCAAAGUUCUUCUCACAUUGGGAUCCAGACUCGAAAAUGUACACGUUGCAGUUGUAUUUUAAGCUAAAACCACCGGAAGCAAACAAACCUCAGCCUCCACCUGCAGCUAAUGGAGCCCCGGCUCCAGGUGCUCCGCCUCGGCCACCAUCGCAAGCUCCACCGCCACCUCCACCUCCACCACAAGGGCUGCCGCCAGGAGCCCCUCAAAGACCUGCCCCACCUCCAAUGGGAUCGAUGCCGCCGCCACCACCUCCCAUGGCCAACGGUCCAAGGGCCAUGCCUCCUGGCGGCCCACCACCAGUUGCCCCUCCGCUGCCGGUCAGUGGCGGAGCUAGCUUCACUCCUGGCAUGCAGAUGAACAGGCCCCCUAUGCCCCCGCCUCCUCAUGGUUUUCCUGGACAGCAAAUGUAGAAUUAACCGUUCUUGCUGAAACGCUUCAUUUUGUGCUUUCUAUGGCUGGGUUGAUACAACUCUCUUGGGUUAUUAUUAGUAUUCAGAUUCACUGUGUCUUGACCUUAUUAAUGAAGCACUUGUCUUGUCUAGAAACACUUUUCUUUUUUUCUUUUUGUGUAGUGUGCAAUAACAAUGGGUUCCGACUAAUUCGGGUUAGACUCAGACCGGUCAGUAGGGGAUGAAGCUCUCACUCAUGGAUUUUCACUA
Molecule: messenger RNA, 1316 nt
Organism: Punica granatum (pomegranate)
Lineage: Eukaryota; Viridiplantae; Streptophyta; Magnoliopsida; Myrtales; Lythraceae
Source: RefSeq, a predicted model, not a curated record